GCCUCGUUGCCCCAAAACGAAACCAAGUACAGCUUAAUCUUGAACGAAUCGCGUCCAAACCGUUCUAAACACAACAAUAAUCAACGAAAAUGGACAUUAAAUUAAUUAAGAGUAUUUUUGAACGAUGACAUGACUGCAAAUUAUCUGUUUGAAAGUGACCAAAUUUAGUACACAUACUCAGGUAAACGAGUUUCAGUAAUCCAGGUGUAUCUCAAACAACAGAUUCAACUACAUUUGAUGAGUAGUUUCUGUCAGUUAACAAAAUUACUUUGAUUAGCACAGAGAGGCGGUGCAUCAUACGUGUUUAUGGUCUUUAUGGUCUAGUAUUAGGUGUUUACUAUGUUUAGUUAAUUGUUUACGAUGGAUUGGAAUGAAUGUGUGCUUUGAAUAUGAAGUAUACGACAGGAAUGGUUUUUAUAGCGUCUCCAUGCAUUUACGGUCAAAAUAAUUCAUUUUGCAUACGUCAUCGGGUUGCGAAACACAGCAAGCGUGCUACUUGCAAAAAAUUGUAGUAACAUAUUUUCUUUCCUGUUAGCGGGUGUCCACAGUACCUACCUACCAAGUGUUUGAUGGUGCCGUACUGAUCUUUCAUUGCUGUUUGAAUUGAGAGUCAUUUUAAAGGUUGUCAUUUAAAUUAAUUUAUUUUGUACCCAUUGUUUUUCUUCCUCUGAAACGAUGGGAUUUAUUUUAUUGACGUAGCUGGCUACCGUUCCGUACAUUCACAGCCUGCUAUCCUUACAGCAGAAGCAUAGUAGUAGCCAGCCGGCUAGCUCACUGUUUUGACAGCUGAGGAAACGAAAUGUUCUUGGAGCCCAGGGCCUCUGAACCUUUUCAAUCAGGUGGAUUUUCAGAAGGAACGUCCAACUACUAUGAUCAACACAGAGGCAGCACGAGAAUUUCAGACCAAAGAAAAGAAAUCCAGGAAAAAUCUGAAGAAAUGUUUAGCUUCUGCAUUGUCUGCAGACUUGAAGAGGCUGCUGCAGGAGGAGUUGGAGGCGGAUGUCAGGCUGUGUGCCCAGGGCUCAGGUCCCAGCUCACGCCCUCUCCUGGUCCACAGGGCUGUUCUCCUGGCCCGGGCCCCACACCUACUGAGGGGUGCUACUCCAGGCCCCAAUACCAUCCACCUGAACAACUAUGACAGCACAGAACUGACGCAGUUCAUCAGGCGAAUAUACACAUCAGACCAACGCAUGUGCUUGACUGGAGUCCCUGAGGGUUUGGCCCCUCCCCCGGUUGUCUUCAGUGGUCCCGAUGCCGACUCAGGAAACCCACACACUGACUCAGAUGGGGCCAUGGUUGUGGAGCCAGCGUCGGGUCUGGGAGCAGACCUGUUGGAGCUCUACCAGAGAGGAGAAGGAUCCGACAUCAGCAUCCAAGUGGGGGAUCAGAUGUUCUCCUGUCACAGGGCGAUCCUGUGUGCACGGUCUCAGUAUUUCCGAGCCAUGCUUUGUGGGCCGUGGAUGGAGAGCUCCAGACAGUGCAUCACUCUACAGGGAUUGGGUCCAGAUGAAAUGGACAUUCUCCUACAGUUCAUGUAUGGUGCCAUAUUAGACCUGCCACUCAGAGCUAGUGCCAGUCAGGUGGUGUUGGCCGCAGACAUGUUGGGUCUGGAGGGACUGAAAGACGUAGUGGAGAUGGUGCUGACCAGAGACUACUGCCGCUUUUUCCCUAAGACUUGUCUGUUUCCCCUGCUGACCAAAGCCUGUAGAUGGUGUUCAGAAGACCAUCCUGGAGUGCCUGUCCCUCACCCACACCCUGGGGCUGCCCAGCCUCCACACUCUGUGUAUGAGACGGUACAGAACGUUGUGAAUCUGCUGUGUGGCAGUGACCAGCUGCUGGGCAUCCUCCCGGAGGUCAAGUGGGCCAAACAGACCGUGGUGCUGGCCACAGAGCUGCAGGACCAGUGUCUGUCUUUCAUCGUCACCCACCUGGCCCGGGUGACACACACACAGGCCUUUCACAGCCUACGAGAGAGUGAGGAGUCAACCCGAGAGCCAGCCCUGUUGAAGAAGCUGUGUUCUGCCAUACGCGACAGGCUCACCGUGGACAACUGUUGUGACCUGUUUGCCACUGUGGACCACCUGGCUGGGGAGGAGGUGAAAGGAGAAGGGUCAGCCCUGGAGGAACGGGUCCACAGGGACGAGGAGCAGCCAUUCAGGAGAGAGAUUAGUGCGCUGCACACUCGGCUGUGGACCUUCCUGCUCCAGUCGUUCUACGCCGUCCGCCACACGCCGGGAUGGGAGACCCUGCCCUCCAAGCACAGAGACAGGAUACUGGCAGCUGCUCUUGAUAAAGGAGACAGUAGAAGACUUGGGAAAAAGCCAGUUUUUAGCAGCUCACAGCCAAGGGAGCUAAGAUGCCCCUUAGGUUCUGCAGCUUUGUGUGAGAGCCCUCCUGUCCAACGGACCAAUCGGGUCAUCAGAAACACUGGAACAGGAAGUUCCACUGCGGCUAUAUUGUCAGCCACCAUGAAGUCAGACGGGCUGGGGACGCCAGGCCUCCCAUCUACCACAGCCAGAGGGACCUCCAAGCCUGGAGAUAGCGACCCAUCCAAGGUAAAGAACAGCAAGGCUAAGCAGGCAGGUGAGCACCGGAGCACAACAGCCAAGGCAAAGACGGCAAGCUCUGUCACACCCAAACCAGUGCUGAAUGGUGCAGCUGCCCCGGGAGGGGCUAAGAGGGAGGGAGACGCUGCAAAUGGACCCAGAGGUUCCCCAUCGGGAGGAAAAGGGGCUAAAGACCCAGACAAGAGGCCAAACCCCGGAGCCAGGCCCAAGACCUCUACCUCGGGCGUGGCCUCAACAGCUCAGGCCAGGCCAGGGAAGCUGCAGAAGAGCAUAGCAGGGAAGAGUGACUCUCUUCAGGGGGCAGACAGCAGUACGGCCCAUCCUGCCACCACCACCCCCUCCACAUCCGGCAGCGCCUCGCCUGAUAACAGCUCGGGAAGUCCACGCAACAGCCACACCAUCCCAGGUCUUAAGCCAAAAACUCAGGUUUUGACCAAGGUUUUGACCAAAUCUCCACUGACGAAAUCCUCCCAGAAAACUGACAAUGCAAAGACCAACAGCCCUACCAAUAAGCCCAGUGCUAGAGAGACAAAUAAAGCAAAGGUCCCUGCUGCCGGAAGACCCACAGCUGGAGGAACAGGUGGAGCCAAAGCAGACACAAAGGGGCGGAGCACACCUACAGGCUCAGCUGACAACCACGUCUCCAGACCUGGAUCCUCCUUGAGUACCAGGAAGCCUGCAUCUCCCAGGAAAGAGGAGGAUAAGGACAGCUCCAAAGACUCCUCAGACAAAGUGGCCAGUAAGAGCCCUAAACCCAACACCACUAACACAGCCAAAUCUACAUCUAAACCAGCAAAAGCCGCCUCCAGCUCGGCUCCUUCCAGACAGCCUUCACUAGCAUUGGCCAAACCUGGACCGAAGCAGAAGAGUAUGUCCGAACCUCCUACGGGGAAAUCCCCCCUUAAGCCUGUUAAAAACUCUUCAGUUGUUUCUUCCAAAAAAACAGCUGUUAAAGAUAAAGAGGGCUCUAACGCUAAGACCUCAGCAGAGUCCCAGCAGGAUGACGACUCUGUCGCCGGAGCAGAGAGGCUCCCCUCGCAUUCAGAUCCCAGAGGCACGGCAGCACAGCCAGCGUCCGCAGACCAGAGCCCUGCUCAUCACCACACGCCUCCACCAGGGGAUGCACUUUCCUUACCCUUGAUCUUCAGUCCUAAACAGACUUGUCAGAAGUCUGCCAAGCGACCAGGUAAACCUAACGGCACCGGAGAAGCCAGGCCCCCAACCACUCAGCCGCUGCCGACCAACCAUGGGAACAGCCUUGUAAAUGGGGAGCCCGCUGAGCCCACGGAGCGCACGCCCGCCGGUAAGCCCGGCCCUGGCCCGGCCACGGACCUCCCGCUAGACACGCCGACCCCAGGCAGUCUGGGCAGCACGGACACCCCGCUGGACGAGUCGUGGAGCGCCCUGCACCACCAGGUCAGCCCCGAGUCGGAGUCCGCCAGCGCCACCACCUCCUCGGACGACAUCAAGCCCCGCUCCGAGGACUACGACGCCGGGGGUUCGCAGGACGACGUGGACGACUGCUGCUCCAACGACCGCGGCGGAUCCAAGGGGGGCGGCACCAUGCGCUGCCACGACUUCCUCGGCCGCAGUAGCAGUGACACGAGCACGCCCGAGGAGCUGAAGAUGCUGGAUGGCGGGCUGCGGGUGGAGGUGAGGCUGAAGGGGCGCGAGGUUGAGACCACCAGCGAGGAGGAAGGGGUCAGGCGGCGGCCGCGCUCCUGGCUGAGCAGGGACAGGGAGGAGGUGCCUGUGGAGGAAGUGGAGGCCAGUGUUACGGGGAAGCCAGUCCCCGACAGCCAGCUCUUCUCUUCCGAGGAGUCCGAAGAGUCCGAGGAAGAGGAUGAGCGGUCAGAGGUGGAGGUUCUUCCAGGUAAUCCGGCCCCUCCCGCUGACCCCUCCCCUCAGUUCCAGGGCAUUGUAAACCUGGCCUUCGAGGACCCAGCCGACCCUGACCCAGACGACGAGCAGCAGCCGGACUACCAGUCGGCCUCGAACUUCCGGCGCUCCGUUCUGAUCUCUGUGGAUGAGUGCGAGGAGAUGGGUUCUGAGGAGGGCGGGGCACAGACUCCGCCCCAGCAACAGCCUGACGACGCCCUCACACCUUGUGAAGUCUUUGAGAGCAACCCUCUUCAGGCCCCUCAGUCGGCCCCUGGCUCCGUCUCUCACUCCAGGGGCAACUUGACAUCUGGUCCACCCACGCUUCGGCAGGGACAAGCAAACGACCAGGAAGCCAACAGCAAAAACAUUGUGUUCCUCACUGAGCUCCGGGAUCCUUCUUUAGAUCACCACAGCCCCAGCACGUUGAAAGGUGUCGAGGGCAGCCCUGGUUGCCCUCCCCUGGACCCUGAUCCCGCUGGCCUGACUCCCCAGGAGCGGGAGAGGCCCUGCCACUUGGACCUCCGCCCUGCUAAACAGUACAGCAAUGGAGGACCACCAUGUAGGACCACCUUGACCAAACCUAGCCAAGCGUCUGUAGAGAACAAGAGAGCAGACUUACAUCUAGAAUUAAAUGACCCUCAACAGACAGGGGCGUCUCCUGCACAUGCAGCUAUCCCACAAUCCCCACCAGGGGACAUUGAGGGACAAUGUGACAGAUUGGAUCAAACAACACCAACCUGUACUCAUGACCGCCGCCACUCUAAAGUCCUCUCUCCCAUCUACGAACUGGACGUGGGAGAAGCCUUUGAGCGCCUCAGCUCCUCGGAAAACAACAAGGGCAGGAGCAGGAGGAGCACAGUGGGGCAGGAGGAGGAGCAUAACGACAACCAUGAAGAUUACAAUGAGGAAAGCUGUAGGUUUGCAGAGUGUGACUGGAGCAUGCUGAAGCAACUCCUAUCAGACCAGGAGUCCAGUCUGGGUGUGAUAAACCCAGUCCCGGAAGACCUGAACCUAGCCCAGUAUCUGAUCAAACAGACCCUGUCCCUAUCCCGGGACUGCCUUGAAGCCCAGCAGAUCUUUCUGCCCAAUGAGAAGGAGACAUUUAAGCGUUGGGCGGAGCUCAUAUCACCUCUGGAGGACUCCACAACCAGCAUCACAGUUACCAGUUUCUCUCCAGAGGACGCAGCGUCUCCGCAGGGGGAGUGGACCAUCGUGGAGCUGGAAACCCACCACUGACCGACUACACUCAACGAAUAGCCAUUGGAUCAACUUUGAGUCAGAAACACCUUGCUGAAAGAGUGACUGACCACCAACUUAAAGAAAUAAGGAGACACAAGACCUGUGUUACCUUCUCUCUGGAUUUACCUUACUGCAUUAUGUGGACUGACAU
Messenger RNA from Esox lucius (northern pike), 5838 nucleotides. RefSeq names its product BTB domain containing 8 (gene btbd8). The transcript has 18 exons. The record is from RefSeq and is a predicted model, not a curated record. Gene Ontology annotation, molecular function: protein binding. The coding region runs from base 870 to 5684 and encodes 1604 amino acids. Lineage: Eukaryota; Metazoa; Chordata; Actinopteri; Esociformes; Esocidae.